This is a messenger RNA of Strongylus vulgaris, 476 nucleotides long. The record is from the annotation of a GenBank genome assembly. Lineage: Eukaryota; Metazoa; Nematoda; Chromadorea; Rhabditida; Strongylidae.
AUGCGAAAUCCAAUGCUUUCGCUGAUUUCCCUACUAGUGCUAGUAAAGGUAGUCUCGACCGAUGUCGCUGGAAAACACGCAGUGGCCAUUCGUGGUCAAUUGAUGUGUGGUGGAGUACCCGCCGAAAACGUGAAAGUUCGCUUAUUUCGAGUCAAACAGCAAAAGAAGGAUGAUAUUUGUUCACUCUUAUUUGGCACAUCUGUUGGUGUUCUCUUGAUGACUCAUUUAUUUACCGGAAACCCGGGUGUUUUUUCUUAUGAAGAUGGUUGUUUAAUUGAUGACAAAAUGUACGCUAAGAAUGGUUAUCGCAAAUUUAACUACAACAUUCCGGCAGAAUAUGUGGCGAUGGGCGCAAAACCGAAAAAGACUUAUGAUUUUGGAACACUAAAUAUACAGGUAAUUACGCUCUUAAAUACAUUCAGUGCUUGUGAUCGAGAAUAUGGCAUUGUACUGAACUUUGGUUGUCAUAUCUAAAA